UCUCUCUCCUCUUUGUUCUCACAUUUCUUGGCUCAGAGCUUUCCCUCUCUACCACCCCCAAAUAAUCCAUGGCCACCACAACCCCAAAGCUCACUUCCAGAGUCCCCUUCCUCCCUUGGCCGCCUCAUUGCCGGAAACUACCGCUAUUGCUGCCGUUGCGCCGCCCAACCACCGCCCCAGUAAACCCCUUACCUUUGAUUUCAUCCCCAAUCUCUCUCCGUAAAAUUACGUGUAAGGCUACAGAAGUCUCGGUGGCCGAGGACAAGGGCGGCGGAGGCGGAGUGAGUGAUGAGGAGGGGAAGAACUGGGUACCGGUGGUGCCAGUGUCGGCGUUGCCGAAGGGAGAGCGGCGCGUCAUAAUUCAGGAUGGGGAGACUAUACUGUUAUUGUGGUACAAAGAAGACAUCUUUGCAAUUGAGAACAGGUCUCCUGCUGAGGGCGCUUACUCUGAAGGCUUGCUCAAUGCCAAGCUUACUAUGGAUGGCUGUAUUGUAUGCCCAACAACUGAUAGCACAUUUGAUCUUAGGACUGGCGAGAUCAAGGAAUGGUAUCCCAAGAAUCCUGUGCUGAGAGCCCUCACACCUGCUUUGAGGACUCUAUUUGUUUAUCCAGUGAAAACUGAUGAUGAAAACAUUUUCAUCAGCAUGAGAGGAGCUGCAGAAUCUGAUGCAUCCGUGGAAAUCCUCUUUAGCGGAAAGGCUCAGCCCGGUGUAACUGCAACUGAUGUCAAUGUGGAUGAGGUCAGAAUGGUGGUCGAUGAGGAUCAAGAGGGGUUUGGUUUCACAAGGAAGAAUGAAUUGAUUAAUGGAAAGGCAGCGGGGAUUGGCUUCCUAUUGCUGUUAGAUUUUGAGCUCUUGACUGGUAAAGGUCUUCUCAAAGGAACAGGUUUCUUGGACUUCAUUUAUUCUGUUACAAAUGCUUUCAAUUAGACUCCCAAUUCUUCAAUUGCUUAAUCAUAAAACAUUUUAAUGUGAUUUAGGUUAAUCAUGUUGAUUCUAGAAAUCAGACCUUGUUGGUCACUGUACACUUUAUAUUCUUUUUUUCCCGCAUAGGCUAUAUUCCAAAUGGAACAGGGUUGCAGCUGUUGGUAUCUAUACGUAGUCAUAGUGCUAUCUGUAUCUGCGAACAAUUCUAUUUAUACAAUUCAGUUCAUUUUUGAUUUGGA
Messenger RNA from Camellia sinensis, 1165 nucleotides. RefSeq names its product Rieske (2Fe-2S) domain-containing protein. The record is from RefSeq and is a predicted model, not a curated record. Gene Ontology annotation, molecular function: nitrite reductase [NAD(P)H] activity; 2 iron, 2 sulfur cluster binding. Lineage: Eukaryota; Viridiplantae; Streptophyta; Magnoliopsida; Ericales; Theaceae.